Messenger RNA from Aspergillus caelatus, 1165 nucleotides. Its product is annotated as alkene reductase. The transcript has a single exon. The coding region runs from base 59 to 1165 and encodes 368 amino acids. Gene Ontology annotation, molecular function: FMN binding; NADPH dehydrogenase activity. The record is from RefSeq and is a predicted model, not a curated record. Lineage: Eukaryota; Fungi; Ascomycota; Eurotiomycetes; Eurotiales; Aspergillaceae.
CUCACACACCACACAUCGCACCUAUCCCUAACACGAAUUAAUUCCUCACCGACUCACCAUGGCGACACAACUUUUCGAGCCUUUACGUAUAGGCAACAUCACCCUAAACCACCGAGUAGUCAUGGCACCCCUGACUCGACUCCGCGCCGACGAACAUCAUGUCCAACUCCCCAUGUCCACCAACUAUUAUGAACAACGCGCCUCAGUUCCGGGGACCCUACUUAUCGCCGAAGCAACCCUCAUAUCCGCAGCAGCAGGAGGCGUCCCCCACGCCCCGGGCCUCUUUACCGAAUCGCAGAUCCAAGCGUGGAAGAAAAUCACCGACGCCGUGCACGCCAAGGGGAGUUAUAUCUUCUGCCAAUUAAUUGCCCUAGGCCGUGCCGCCGACCCAUCAACUCUCAGGAAGGAAGGGGGGUUCGAAGUCUCCGCGCCCAGUGCCAUUCCCAUGGAAGAUGGGGCAACGGUUCCCCACGUCCUAAGCGAAGAAGAGAUCCAGGGGUUCAUUCGGGACUUUGCAACUGCCGCUAAGAAUGCCAUUGCGGCGGGUUUCGACGGUGUUGAAGUCCACGGCGCUAAUGGGUACCUGGUGGAUCAAUUCGUUCAGGAUGUCAGUAACCAGCGGACAGAUAGGUGGGGCGGGAGUAUUGAGAACCGUGCACGGUUCGGGGUUGAAGUUGCCCAAGCGCUCGUUGAGGCUGUUGGUGCGGACCGCGUGGGAUUCAGAGUCAGUCCCUGGAAUACAUGGCAGGGGAUGAAGAUGGCGGAUCCGGUGCCUCAGUUCUCGUAUCUGGUGAGGCGGCUGAAGGAGCUUGGAUUGGCGUAUUUACAUGUUAUUGAGUCGCGGGUCAUCAAUAAUGUGGAUUGUGAGAAGCGGGAGGAGAUCGAGCCGUUCCUUGAUAUCUGGGGUCGGACUACUCCGGUGCUGGUUGCUGGAGGUUAUACGCCGGAGAAUGUACGUCAGGCGAUAGAGGAGGAGUAUCGGGAUUAUAAUGUUGCUGUUGUCUUUGGGAGACAUUUCUUGGCUAAUCCGGACUUGCCGUUUCGGUUGCAGCGUGGUAUUCCGCUUCAGAAGUAUGAUCGGGAUACAUUUUAUACGCCGAUGCAGUGUCAUGGGUAUGCGGAUUAUCCUUUUAGUUUGGAGUUUCAGACACGUUUGAAGAAUUAG